AUGCAGACCUUGCUGCACACCCAGCACCUCAUGUGCAAUCAAGCUUGCAUCAGGGUCUGCCAACGAUCCUUUCCUAUCCUGCCCACCCUUCUAUCCUCCUUUACAUCAACAUUCUAUCUACAACCGUCACGCGUUCGACCAAAGAAUGGCAAGAGAUGGACUGACUACGUGCCUGGCGCUUUGAAGGGCCCCUGCACAAAGAAUUCCUCACGAAUUCGAAUCAUAAAGAAUAUGCACAGCAUGUACAAGAAGCUUCCACAAAGUGAGCUCAGCAAACAUGCUGAGCAGACUCCGCAUUGA
Molecule: messenger RNA, 300 nt
Organism: Coccomyxa subellipsoidea C-169
Lineage: Eukaryota; Viridiplantae; Chlorophyta; Trebouxiophyceae; Coccomyxaceae
Exons: 1
Coding region: 1-300 (99 amino acids)
Source: RefSeq, a predicted model, not a curated record